UAUACAAGAUGACAAUUCUGUGUGUGUUUUUCUCUGUACUUAUAAUACAGGGAGCAUUUGGAAGCAGUAUUGAAGAUGCUGAAAAAGCUUUACAAGAAUUGAAUGAUUUCAGUUUGGAGAUUCAGCGUGAUCUUCGUGCAACAACGGAUAAACAGUCUGCUAUUCUCCAUGAUAAUGUACAUGAAUUAGAAGUUUCAGCUACACAAGAAAUCAGAAAUCAAAUUGCAUCUGUUUCCGACAAAAUUAAAACUUUGACAGCAAACGUUGAGUCCAUUGUUGAUAAUAUUGAUUAUUGUCAAAAUGUUACUGAAAAAAAUUUGGAAACAUUUGGUGAAGAAUUAGAGAAAAAGUUAAAAGAAUGCAGUGAUCAUUUAAUUAUGGCAGGAAACGGUAUGUUGCAUUCAACAUGGAGUAAGAUUUUGUACGAUUACGAUUUUCAUUAUAACUGCAACAAAGAGAGUUUAUGGCAAUGUAAUUAUGAAAAUGCGACUUGUGCUGAUAGUGUAAUAGGGUUUAUAGAGUUUGCUAAAUCAAAUAUGCAAAAUACAUCGAAAAUAAUCACGGUUGAGAUGUUAAAUAGAGUAACAGGGAUGAGUUUUCCUUGUAGAGAUAUGGCUGUUCAAGAAAUAGAGAAUUAUUCUGCCCUAAUUCUGAAUUAUGUUAGUUCAUGUUUGAAAAAUUUAGGCGAUGUUGUUUUUGAGCCUCGUUGUUAGAAAUAGGAAAAAUCCAAGUAUUUAUUUUACGAUCUAUACCUAAUAAUUAAAUCUGUAUCAAUAUUUAUUACUUAUUAAUUUAAAUGAUAAUAAAAUGUACAUUAAAUUAGAAAUUGUAAAAAUUAAAUUAAUUUUCUUA
Molecule: messenger RNA, 852 nt
Organism: Tribolium madens (black flour beetle)
Lineage: Eukaryota; Metazoa; Arthropoda; Insecta; Coleoptera; Tenebrionidae
Exons: 2
Coding region: 9-713 (234 amino acids)
Source: RefSeq, a predicted model, not a curated record